Molecule: messenger RNA, 2146 nt
Organism: Centruroides sculpturatus (bark scorpion)
Lineage: Eukaryota; Metazoa; Arthropoda; Arachnida; Scorpiones; Buthidae
Gene: crn
Product: crooked neck-like protein 1
Exons: 15
Coding region: 33-2084 (683 amino acids)
Biological process (GO): spliceosomal complex assembly; mRNA splicing, via spliceosome
Cellular component (GO): Prp19 complex; U2-type catalytic step 2 spliceosome; precatalytic spliceosome
Molecular function (GO): protein binding
Source: RefSeq, a predicted model, not a curated record
CGUUUUGUAGUUGGCGAAAGCAAGAUUCAAAUAUGGCGAGCACGAGUUCGACAACCAUGGCUAAGCCACAAAAAAUUCCCAAAGUUGCAAAGGUGAAAAAUAAAACACCUGCCGAAAUUCAAAUUACUGCAGAACAGCUGUUGAGAGAAGCGAAAGAAAGAGACCUCGAGAUAUUGCCACCGCCUCCCAAGCAAAAAAUAUCCGAUCCCGAAGAACUUGCCGACUACCAGCUUCGUAAGAGAAAGACUUUUGAAGAUAAUAUACGUAAAAAUCGUAUGGUAAUAAGUAAUUGGAUUAAAUAUGCUCAGUGGGAAGAAAGCCAAAAGAAAGUCGAUAGAGCACGAUCAGUUUACGAACGUGCACUCGAUGUGGAUCACAGGAAUGUUACAUUGUGGUUGAAAUAUGCAGAGAUGGAAAUGAGAAAUCGUCAAGUGAAUCAUGCACGAAACAUCUGGGACAGAGCGGUAUCAAUUUUACCAAGAGUUAAUCAGUUUUGGUACAAGUAUACUUAUAUGGAAGAAAUGCUUAGUAACGUGGCUGGAGCACGUCAAGUUUUCGAAAGAUGGAUGGAAUGGGAACCACACGAACAAGCUUGGUUGACUUACAUUAAUUUCGAGUUACGUUACAAAGAAAUCGAAAGAGCUCGACAGAUAUACGAGACAUUUGUAACUGUUCAUCCUGAGAUAAAAAAUUGGAUCAGAUAUGCAAAGUUUGAAGAGAAUCACGGAUAUAUCACCAAUGCUAGAAAGAUAUAUGAACGAGCUGUAGAAUUUUUCGGAGAAGAAUUUAUGGAUGAAAAAUUAUUCAUUGCAUUUGCCAAAUUUGAGGAAAAUCAAAGAGAACAUGAUCGAGUACGCGUCAUAUAUAAAUAUGCUUUAGACCAUAUUCCUAAAGAAAAGGCUCAAGAACUUUUAAAAAAUUAUACCAUCCAUGAAAAGAAAUAUGGAGACAGAGCAGGAAUAGAAGACAUUAUUGUUAGCAAACGGAAAUUUCAGUAUGAAGAGGAAGUCAAGAAUAAUCCGCAAAAUUAUGAUGCCUGGUUCGAUUACUUGAGGCUAAUGGAAAGCGAAGGAAGUGUCGACGCAACGAGAGAAGUGUACGAAAGAGCAAUAGCCAAUGUGCCACCCGUAAAGGAAAAGCGAUACUGGAGACGUUACAUCUACUUGUGGAUAAAUUAUGCAUUGUAUGAAGAGCUCGAUGUUGAAGAUUUCGAAAGGACAAGACAAGUUUAUCAAAUGUGUUUGCAAGUUAUCCCUCACAAAAUAUUCACAUUUGCAAAAAUCUGGCUUUUUGCUGCUCAGUUUGAGAUUAGACAAAAAAGUCUUCCCGCCGCAAGAAAGUUGUUAGGAACUUCCAUAGGAAUGUGUCCUAAAGAUAAACUAUUUCGUGGUUAUAUUGACUUGGAAGUACAGCUGAGAGAAUUUGAUCGAUGUCGGAUACUCUAUCAGAAAUUUCUUGAAUUUGCUCCAGAAAAUUGUACAACUUGGAUGAAAUUUGCAGAAUUGGAAACAAUUUUGGGUGAUAUUGAUCGUGCCAGAGCCAUAUAUGAAAUUGCCAUUAACCAGCCAAGGCUAGACAUGCCAGAAGUUAUCUGGAAAUCAUACAUAGAUUUUGAAAUCGAACAGGAAGAAUAUGACAGAGCACGACAGUUGUACGAACGUCUCCUAGAGCGUACACAACACGUUAAGGUUUGGAUCAGUUAUGCUCAGUUCGAAUUCUCUUGCGGAGGAGAUAAUUCAAUUGCUCAAGCACGUCACAUUUAUGAGCGUGCAAAUAAAGAACUCAGACUUUCUAACGAAAAAGAAGGAAGAUUAAUGUUGUUGGAAGCUUGGAGAGAUUUUGAGAAUGAACACGGAGAUGAUGAAUCCAGAGAGAACAUACAGAAACAAAUUCCAAAGAAAGUGAAGAAGCGACGGAAGAUACAGACCGAAGAUGGAUCGGAUGCGGGAUGGGAGGAAUAUUUCGACUACAUCUUCCCCACGGACGAAGCGGCUCAACCUCACCUACGCUUGCUGGAAAUGGCCAGAAAGUGGAAACAGGAACAGAUAACUCAGGAUAACGAUGAAGAAGAAAAAGAAUCUUAAUUGUUUUGUACAUAGAUUUGUAUAUAUUUUUUUAAUUUUUAAUAAAAAGUAUAUUUAUAUUU